AUGAGGCUCCAGCUGGAGAAGCAGCUCCUCUUCCUCUCCCUUCUCUGUAUUUUCUGUAAGGUGUGUGCCCAGCUGUGCAGCAGACCAUGCUACUGCCCCUGGGUGCCACCCCGCUGCCCCCGUGGGUCUCCCCUGGUCCUGGAUGGUUGUGGCUGCUGUCAGAUCUGUGCCCGGCGCCUGGGAGAGCACUGUGACUUCCUCCACGUCUGCGACCAGAGCCAGGGCCUCAUCUGCGACUACCGCAUGGCAUCUGCAGGGACAGGAGCCACCUGCAACUUCGAAGACAGCGAGGAGGGUUGUGAGGUGCACGGCCGGGUCUAUAGAGACGGGGAGGUUUUCCAGCCCAGCUGCAAACUGCAGUGCCGCUGCCUGGACGGGGGCUUCACCUGCGUCCCGCUCUGCCAGGAGGAUGUCCGGCUGCCCACCCCUGACUGCCCUUACCCACGGCGCGUGGAGAUCCCAGGCAAGUGCUGCCCCGAGUGGAUCUGUGAUGCCCGGGACCAGCAUCUCCGUCGGGAUGCCGUGGCAGCCCCCGGGGCAGCAUCCUCGCUUCUGUCAUACCUCUGCCAGGAGUGGAGCACAGAAUGGAGUGCCUGCUCCGUCUCCUGUGGCGUGGGCUUCUCCACCCGGGUCUCCAACCAGAAUCGGUACUGCAGGAUGGAGACUCAGAGGCGGCUCUGCAUGGCCAGACCCUGCCCAGCUCUGCCUGCAGCAUUCCCAGUGAGAGGAAGAGAAGGUCAUUUGUAGCCAUGCCCACCUCAGUCACAUCCCACUGCCAAUGCCUCAUCCCAGCAAAGAGUCUGGCACAAGCCCAUAACAUUGUGAUUUCAGUCGAGAUGGAGGAUAUGUUCCUUGGGUCAGAACUGUUGGACUUCAGCUGCAAACGAGAGUGGAAAUGGAAAACAGGAUCCCUGUGCCACCCAGCACCUGCCUGCUCUGUGCAUGUGGCUGCCUUGGGAGGGGUUACUGGGCAGCAUCCCAGAAUUUCCUAGGCUGAGUGAAAUGGAAAACGGAGAAAUUCUGCCCCUGCUAUGAACCCAUUCAAGCAACCAGGAAUUUGCUCUUCUCUGGAAGGGCAAAAGAGGUGAUGCUGUUCCUCUACCACAUCAUGCAUGCAGUGUAGGGGGCUGUGAGAGAGACCAUCUGGAAGACUGAAUCCUCAGAGGGAGCCCUCCAACCCUGGUACCUGGGGAAGGAGCAGGCACAUCAGGCUGCACACCGCAGGUCACCACCGUGCCAGGCUGAGCAAAUCAGCCGCGUUCAGCCAACCCACGGUAUCCAUCCUGCAUUCCAGCAGCCACAUUGCUGGGCAAGGGCAGAGGCAUCCUCCUCGACGGCAGCUUUAAUUCACCUUCCCUGCAUCCCUCCAGAACAAACACGAACUCUCCCUCUCCUCCUCCCGGGCAAGGCGCUGGCGGUUUGGCCGGGCUGGGGAGCGCAGCGCCGCCGGCAUUCCGCCCGCCGCUCAAGCGACGCCCGCCGCGGAGCGGGGAAAAGGAGGAAAGGAAGCCCAAAGACGAGUCGGGCUGGUGCCCGACGGGCUGCAGCUGCUCCAGCGCUGUCGGCUCGGCAGCUCUGCCUUUACUUUCUCGCAGCGAUGAGAAAACCUCCCUGGUCGCAGAAAAACGAGACCCGAAAGUCCUCUAACGGCCUGGCACAGCGUGCAGAGGGGACACGCGUCCCGCGGCGGGACCAGGACCACAGGCAAGGAGCAGCGGUUUAGGUGAUGUGUGCGGGGGAUGGACAGGUCAGGUGUGCAUUUGUGGAACAGCAAAUAAAGAUUUGCUCAUGGA
Molecule: messenger RNA, 1793 nt
Organism: Pogoniulus pusillus (Red-fronted tinkerbird)
Lineage: Eukaryota; Metazoa; Chordata; Aves; Piciformes; Lybiidae
Gene: CCN5
Product: cellular communication network factor 5
Exons: 5
Coding region: 1-747 (248 amino acids)
Biological process (GO): cell adhesion; signal transduction
Cellular component (GO): extracellular matrix; extracellular region
Molecular function (GO): integrin binding; heparin binding
Source: RefSeq, a predicted model, not a curated record